CAUCCUGUCAACCUGUUCUUCAGUACUUGGUUAAACUACUGGGUGCAGACUUCGGUGUUCUUUUAAUUCUACUGCGAGAAAUCGAACGAAGCGGACUGCUACACAAUCUUCAGACAAAAUUCUAUUUGAAAGAUGAAGGAAAUUCCGAUUCUGCGGGUGAUGAUCAUUGGUCUAUGUAUGUGGAAGGCGACAGCCGAUAUCACCACCAGGUCCGUCAUGGUACCAGUGGACUCGACGGUAUUGCUUGAUGAGCACAAUAGAUAUAGGAAUAACGUCGAUCCACCUGCCAACGGCUUAAAGUCAAUGAUUUGGAAUACAACUCUUGCUGCAGCAGCACGGAAUUGGGCUUCCAAUUGCACUGGUUCGUACAGUGUGUCUGGUCUGGGCUAUGGAGAGAACCUGUACGUGAACGUAACUGACCAGCCCUCCAUGACUGAAGUCACAGCAGCAUGGCACGAGGAAUCCCAGUGGUAUAAUUAUACAGAUAACACCUGUUCGGCACUUUCGGGACGUACAUGUAAACAAUACAUACAGAUGAAGGAAAUUCCGAUUCUGCGGGUGAUGAUCAUCGGUCUAUGUAUGUGGAAGGCGACAGCCGAUAUCACCACCAGGUCCGUCAUGGUACCAGUGGACUCGACGGUAUUGCUUGAUGAGCAUAAUAGAUAUAGGAAUAACGUCGAUCCACCUGCCAACGGCUUGAAGUCGAUGAUUUGGAAUACAACUCUUGCUGCAGCAGCACGGAAUUGGGCUUCCAAUUGCUCUGGUUCGUACAGUGUGUCUGGCCUGGGCUAUGGAGAGAACCUGUACGUGAACGUAACUGACCAGCCCUCCAUGACUGAAGUCACAGCAGCAUGGCACGAGGAAUCCCAGUGGUAUAAUUAUACAGAUAACACCUGCUCGGCACUUUCGGGACGUACAUGUAAACAAUACAUACAGAUGGUCUGGGAAACCACGAGCCAAAUCGGAUGUGGAAUGUCUCGAUGCGAAUUUCCAUAUGGUGGAACAUGGUAUUUUGUCGUCUGCCGUUACUCUCCAGCAUACGUCCCUGAUCAAAGACCCUAUACUGCUGCCGUGGGCCCCUGCGCACAAGGGCCCUGCCAAAAUGGAGGAGUUUGUACUAACAUUGGAGAUGAUGAUUAUCGUUGCGCAUGCCCUCCCGGGUUCAGUGGAACCAAUUGUGAAUUAGUUGUAGAUAUGUGUGCCGACAACAGGUGUGAAAAUGGCGGAACAUGUAUUCAUGUUGAUGGUGGAUACGAAUGCGUUUGUAUGCCAGGCUAUACCGGUGCUCUAUGUGAUGUUAGUAAGUGA
Messenger RNA from Lingula anatina, 1308 nucleotides. RefSeq lists its product as uncharacterized. Lineage: Eukaryota; Metazoa; Brachiopoda; Lingulata; Lingulida; Lingulidae. The record is from RefSeq and is a predicted model, not a curated record. Gene Ontology annotation, molecular function: calcium ion binding.